CGUAAUGCCAAGACUUCCAUCCACCUAGAAAAUUUCCACCGCCGGCAGCUAUCGCGACUCUUUGCACCACCGAGCGAGCAACUUCAAUUAAGUCGGCUAAUCAACCCAACCAACCGUCAAAAUGCCUGGAGGUGUCACUGUUCGGGACGUCGAGCCCCACAAGUUCGUCAACGCCUAUGCCGCUUUCUUGAAGCGCCAGGGCAAGCUGCCCGUUCCCGGUUGGGUUGACACCGUCAAGACCGGCCCGGCCAAGGAGAUGCCCCCCCAGGACAUCGACUGGUUUUACGUCCGCGCUGCCUCCGUUGCCCGCCACGUCUACCUCCGCAAGACCGUUGGUGUUGGCCGUCUUCGUCGCGUCCACGGCACUGCCAAGAACCGUGGCAGCCGUCCCUCCCACCACGUCGAGGCCUCUGGCUCCGUUGACCGCAAGGUCCUCCAGGCCCUCGAGAAGAUUGGUGUCCUCGAGCACGAUGAGGAGAAGGGUGGCCGCCGUAUCACCCAGCAGGGCCAGCGUGAUCUGGACCGUAUCGCCCAGACCGUCAUUGAGGCUGAUGAGGAGGAUGACGAGUAAAUUCGUCGCUAGAUAUCAUGAAUAAUAUCUAAAUCUUCCCCCAUUCACGAAUACGAUACCCCCAAUCUCUGGAGUGAAGGUUUUGCGUCGCAUGAUUUUGUUUUCCCGGUAGCAUAUCAGGUUUCAGGUGUCAAAUGGAUUGCUUCUUGGUCAUGCGUCAGGCUACUGGUCCUCCAAUAUCGUAAACAUGCCAGUGUGAAAUAUCACCACUAUACAUCCAGACCCCGAUUGACUUGCCUGUGCUCAGUGCCAAUGCCCUGGCUCAGCCUGGUUAUAUGUCAUUUCACCCAUCGUAUAUACCCCUCACUUUGUCGUCCGAUCUUCAAAGUGAGGCUUGCGAGUUUGCUAGGGAACGUUUGUUCCCUUGCGCGCCCACUCCUGUUACUUAUCACGCCGGAAAGAGAUGGUUGACAACACUCUUGGACUUCGCGCGUUUCCUCCCAAAUCACAAUUGAUACUCUACCGCCCAUCCUGUCUGCGCGUCACACUCCACUCAUACUUUGAAAUUGGGAGAAUCUAUCAGCAAGAUAUAGAUAUUCUCUCGGAGUCAACCGUCUUCAUUCACUCCAUCACCGCCUUCGCGUUGGAGCACUACUUUCUGUACCACGUCUAUUCUUGUUAUCUAUCGGCGUUCAUAAAAGCCAGUACCAUCAACAGAUUCUUUCUGUCCCGCGUUUAUACCCA
This is a messenger RNA of Neurospora crassa OR74A, 1255 nucleotides long. Its product is annotated as 40S ribosomal protein S19. Bases 122 to 571 code for a protein of 149 amino acids. Gene Ontology annotation, cellular component: cytosolic small ribosomal subunit; ribosome. Gene Ontology annotation, biological process: ribosomal small subunit assembly; translation. The transcript is spliced from 4 exons. NCBI's taxonomy places the organism in Eukaryota, Fungi, Ascomycota, Sordariomycetes, Sordariales, Sordariaceae. The record is from RefSeq and is a predicted model, not a curated record. Gene Ontology annotation, molecular function: structural constituent of ribosome; RNA binding.